Quercus lobata is the source of this 720-nucleotide messenger RNA. Its product is annotated as probable LRR receptor-like serine/threonine-protein kinase At3g47570. Bases 1 to 720 code for a protein of 239 amino acids. Gene Ontology annotation, molecular function: protein binding. NCBI's taxonomy places the organism in Eukaryota, Viridiplantae, Streptophyta, Magnoliopsida, Fagales, Fagaceae. The transcript has a single exon. The record is from RefSeq and is a predicted model, not a curated record.
AUGCUUCAAAUAUUGAACUCUUCAAAUAAUUUUACUGGGCAUAUUCCUUUACUUGGUGACUUGAAACACCUUGUCCAGUUACUCGUUGGUGGGAACAGUUUAUCUUCUACAACAAAGCUCAAUUACCAAGUAUUUCAUUCCCUUACAAACUGUACCCAGCUAAGGGAAAUCCAUCUGAAUUCUAACCAAUUAGCUGAUGAACUUCCCCCUUCUGUUGCAAAUCUGUCUGUCAAUCUCCAACAUUUAUUCAAAGAUUGGAAAAGUAUCAAAACCUUGUGUACUUAUCAACUGAGAAAAGUUUUUUUCAAAGGCAAAAUACCAAACUCCAUUGGAAAACUUCAGAAACUAGAAAGACUUACGGUUACUGACAACUUGUUCUCUGGAGAAAUUCAGGAUAUCUUUAGCAAUUUUACGCGGUUAUAUGAGCUCGACAUGACAAACAAUCGGUUAUCUGGUAGAAUUCCCAUGAGUAUAGCAAUAUGCCAGCGAUUAGAGAUGCUUGUUCUAGCAAGGACAGCACUCAAUGGAAGCAUUCCAAAGCAAAUUUUUUUAGCUUCCCAGCUAAAAUUUUUGCUGUUGGCAAAUAACUCUUUAAGCAGUUCUCUGCCCAACGAAUUUGGCCAUUUGAGACAGUUUGACAUCAUGGACAUUUCUGGAAACCAGCUAUCCGGAAAUAUUCCUGCAAUAACCAACAUCACAACAUUGCAAGAAACAAGAUAA